Messenger RNA from Lobosporangium transversale, 878 nucleotides. RefSeq lists its product as hypothetical. The transcript has 3 exons. The coding region runs from base 77 to 736 and encodes 219 amino acids. The record is from RefSeq and is a predicted model, not a curated record. Lineage: Eukaryota; Fungi; Mortierellomycota; Mortierellomycetes; Mortierellales; Mortierellaceae. Gene Ontology annotation, molecular function: zinc ion binding; DNA binding.
AAAAAAAAAAAAAAAAAAAAAAAACAUCCACACCUCUACUUCAAACAAACACCUUCUCUCACUUAUUACUCUUACCAUGGAAGAUAACAACACCUCCCAGAACCUCCCCAUCACCUGCGCUAAUGGCUGUGGUUUCUAUGGAAACCCAAUUAAUAAUAAUAUGUGCUCAAAGUGCUUCAAGGAAGUCAGUGCCAAGAACAACGGCGAUGGCUCAAACGCUGCCACCAACGGCACAGCCACUGCUCCUUCACAAAAGCAAACCGAACCAGACCUUCCCAUGACACAUUUGGCCCCUGUUCCAGCGGCAGCUCCAAUCCCCUCUAUCCCAGUCCACUCCGCACCAGUACAAGCACAACCCUCACCGGUAACAGUACCGACACCAGCACCGGCACCGGUCCCAGUAGUACAACAGGAACCCACUCCUAUGGAUUUCACCCCAACACCUAUGCCCGCACCCUCAUCAACAUCUCAAACAUCGGACAACUCUGCUCCUGGUGAACGGAAAACCCAAUCCAACAAAGGACGAUGCUUUAUGUGUCGUGCAAAGAUCCCACUUGCUAAGCAGGCCAUCAACAAGUGUCGAUGUGAAUAUGUCUUCUGUGAUACCCACAAGGCGAUCGACAAGCAUGAUUGCGAUUACGACUUUGCAAAAAUGGGAAGAGAUAUGUUGGCCAAAGCUAACCCCAAGCUCAACGACAAGCCCCGGGGAGGACGAAGCUUCACACGCUUGGAAUAAAGGGCAUCGUCUUUUUUUUUUUUCAUACUGUCACAACUGGAUAAUAAGCCCCUAGCAGCAGCGAUCAGCUCCAAACAUUAGGAUAAAACGCAUGCCUUGCCUCAAUAUAGCAGUUUCAGACAAUAAAAUAGACAUUUCUUGC